This is a messenger RNA of Boleophthalmus pectinirostris (great blue-spotted mudskipper), 1522 nucleotides long. RefSeq names its product F-box protein 3 (gene fbxo3). The record is from RefSeq and is a predicted model, not a curated record. Bases 16 to 1329 code for a protein of 437 amino acids. Lineage: Eukaryota; Metazoa; Chordata; Actinopteri; Gobiiformes; Gobiidae. Gene Ontology annotation, molecular function: protein binding. The transcript has 13 exons.
UCCCUGUGAGUGCGCAUGCGCGGGGCGGCGGUAAACAUGGCGGCCGUUAGCUCCGUGUCGCGGCUCCAGGAUUUACCUUCAGACCCGCUGCUGCACGUGCUGUCCUACCUGAGCUUCAGAGACCUGCUCAGUUGCAGUCACGUGUGCAGACGUCUGAAUGACCUGAGCAAACACAAUCCUCUGUGGAAGAGACUCUGUCACCAGCACUGGCUCCUCAAAGAGUCAGACCGUGCUCAGAGCGCCCUCUCCUGGUACGACCUGUUCGUGCAGACGUACUCAGACCUGGGUCGGUACGUGGACGUUUACGCUGAGCUCAAACACACGUGGGACCAACUCACCGCCUUCCUCCAGCUCAAGUGUCCUCGCAUCAUCGCCUCGCUCAAAGAGGGAGCCACAGAGUCAGAGCUGGACGCCGUGGAGGCUCAGAUCGAACUCAAACUCCCAAACGACUAUCGCUGCAGCUGCAGGAUCCACAACGGACAGAAGCUCGUCAUCCCAGGGCUGAUGGGCAGCAUGUCUCUGUCCAAUCACUAUCGCUCGGAGGUUCUUCUGGACGUGGAGACGGCGGCCGGAGGGUUUCAGACUCGUCCAGGGAUGAAGCUCUGUCUCCCUCUGACCUUCUGCUUCCACACGGGACUGUCCCAGUACCUGAGUCUGGACCACGAGGAGGGACGGACCCGAGGGGAGGUGUUCUACCCCUGCCCGAACCAGAGAGCCUCAGACCCUUCAGCCAUCGACAUGUUCAUCACAGGUUCUAGUUUCUCGUCCUGGUUCUCGUCGUACGUGCAGAACGUCGUGAGCGGAGAGUUUCCCAUCAUCAGAGACCAAAUCUUCAGGUACGUUCAUGAAAAAGGCUGUGUGGCGACGACGGAUGACAUCACCGUUUCCGUGUCGACGUCGUUCCUCCCGGAGCUUUCCUCAGUCCAUCCCCCGCACUACUUCUUCACCUACAGGAUCAGGAUAGAGAUGUCUGCGUGUGCUCCUGCGUCUGCGUCCUGUCAGCUCGACUCCAGAUACUGGAAGAUCACCACCUCAGACGGAAACGUGGAGGAAGUCCAAGGCCCGGGGGUCGUCGGUGAGUUCCCGGUGAUGACUCCAGGUAAAGUCCAUGAGUACGCCUCCUGCACCACCUUCUCCACCCCCUCAGAAUACAUGGAGGGACACUACACCUUCCACCGGCUGGCGAACAAAGAGGAGGUGUUCCAGGUGGCCAUCCCACGCUUCCACAUGGAGUGUCCCCCGUUCAGAAGACCACCGACCAAACAGAAACACGAGGAAGAGGAGGAGGAGGUGAACGGCUCUUCUCCCUCGUGGUGGCACAACAUCUAACACAACAACACACACACAGACUCAGCUGCUCGGGCGGUGGAGGCUGGUGGACGUUGGUGGACGUUGGUGGACGUUGGUGGACGUUGGUGGACGUUGGUGGAGGCUGGUGGACGUUGGUGGACGUUGGUGUUGAAGCCCCAAAGGAAAAAGCUGAACUCUUUAAAUGAGUUAAAUCAGAGUUGAUGAAACUGAA